CUCUCUCUCUCUCUCUCUCUCUCUCUCUCUCUCUCCUUCGAUCAACCUCGUCUCGUCCACUGCCUGUGAUGAUAUGACAGUGUAGUUAUCUGUAAACACAGACCUCCGCUGUUCAUUCCCUCUCCGCGUUAGUAGUGUUAGAAGAGCGCUCUCUCCUGCCUCUGAAGUGGCUUCGCUCGAACGCAGCAGCGCGGUCAUCCGAGGAGACAGAGAAGAGGGCAGGAAAAGGUGCAUAUCGCGAAUUCCUCAAGGAUGGAGAAGGACUCAUCGGUCAAGUCUUCGGUGGCCGAGUUGGCCGGGAGAUUCAAAGAUCACGUCACGCCGACUCCGACUCCGCACGACGAGAGGAAGCCUGUUAAAAGGAGGCCUCCUCCAUGCUUCCUGAAGCUUCACAACGGGAAACAUGACCACGAGGAACUGGAGAAACCCAACAUCGUCUCUCCACACCCCCCCAAAUCCAAGAUGAAGACCUCCAAGAGUUCCCCCCUCAUCGAGAAGCUGCAGGCAAACCUAACCCUGUCGCCCACCUCUCUGCUACCCUCGCCCAAGAGUCCCGAGGUGAAGCUGGCGCCGACGCCCAUCUCCCCUGCAACCCAUUGCUUCUUUCCCACAAGCCCCUGCAGCCCGACCCUGAGGCCCCAGCUGUCCAGUGAGGAGGAGGAGCCGGUAUGCUUUGAGAGCCCGGCGGAGGGGACCCCAUUACUCAGCUUCAACAAGAGUCGAGUUCGGCUGUCCUUCAAGAGGCGCCCGCCCACACGGCAGCACCGGCAGUCGUGUGUCGAGGAGGGCGUAGUCUCCGAGGGAGGGGUUGUGUCCCAAGGUAACCAAGAUGUCCCCCAGGUGAACGGGGCCGAGGACCAGGUGGACCAGGUGUUUGAGCAGACAGAGGAGGGCGGGGAGAGGGACGAGGAGACCCAGGGAAGCCCCCCGUCUCACCCAGACACUCUGACAGAGACUGGAGACAAUGACAGGGACAGAGAACAGGCCAAAGAGCACAACGUUCUGGAGGAGGAGACAGGAGAGGCAGCCCCAGCCACCCAGGAUGGGAAGGAGGAAGCUGGGGAACAGGCGCUAGGUGAGCCCCAGGCUUCAGAUUCUCUGGAGGCCAUAGAGGAGGAGAAAGGGUCUUGUUGCUCUUGUGGAACAAAAGGAGACAACAAGCAAACAGACGAACAGGAGGAUUCAGCUCAGCCUCGGGAGAGGGAGAGGGAUGAAAACCUCUGAACAAUGUUCACAAAUCACUGUUGAAGAAAUAAUUACAAUCAGUCAUUGUGUGAGUCCCACGUGGCACCCUACUGCUUUAUAGUGCACUACUUUUGACCAGAGACCUGGUUAAAAAUAGUGCACUAUAUAAGGAAUAGGGGUGUCAUUUGGGAUGCAUGCUCAUUAAUUAUGAAACUAGCUUGUCUUCUAAGAACCCUCGUUGGACAUUCUGUAUACUGCAUAAUCUUGGUUCCCAGAACUAAAUCUUUCCUUGCUUCACCUGUCACAUUGCAUUGUGUCUGUUAGCAGUGUAUAGACAAUCCCCUGCAUAGCUUUGUGUUCCAUCAGAUACUGUUGGAGGUGAUACUUUCUUGUUUCUGCAGCAGUUUGAAGUAAUAAUUAUCUUUAUAGUAUUUGGCCCAGGUGUGUCACCUCUCCUGGUUAUCUCUCCUGGUCACCUCUCAUCUCUCCUGGUCACCUCUCACCUCUCCUGGUCACCUCUCCUGGUUAUCUCUCACCUCUCCUGGUCACCUCUCCUGGUCACCUCUCCUGGUCACCUCUCACCUCUCCUGGUCACCU
This is a messenger RNA of Oncorhynchus gorbuscha (pink salmon), 1782 nucleotides long. RefSeq lists its product as uncharacterized. Bases 253 to 1224 code for a protein of 323 amino acids. The transcript has 6 exons. The record is from RefSeq and is a predicted model, not a curated record. NCBI's taxonomy places the organism in Eukaryota, Metazoa, Chordata, Actinopteri, Salmoniformes, Salmonidae.